Elaeis guineensis (African oil palm) is the source of this 2702-nucleotide messenger RNA. RefSeq lists its product as uncharacterized. Gene Ontology annotation, molecular function: nucleic acid binding. The record is from RefSeq and is a predicted model, not a curated record. Lineage: Eukaryota; Viridiplantae; Streptophyta; Magnoliopsida; Arecales; Arecaceae.
CUUACAUCUUGUGUCCCGACCCAUCCCAAAGCCUUGACCCCAUAAAAAAACUCCAUCCCUCUCUCUCGAAAGCCAUUCGAAGCGCUGGCCCGAGAGGAAGGACCGAAGCGCCCGAAAGCGAAACCCUAGAAAAAAAGGAGGCCAUCCCCCCUUCUUUCUUGACCCCUUUCUCAAAAGAUCUGUUGGAGCUCCCCUGUCCUUCUCCCUCUUCGCCUGUUCUUCUCCGUUUUUCUUUUCUUUUCGUUUUUUGGAAUUUUUUUUUGGGGUAUUUUCAGGGUGAAAUGGAUGGACUCCGAGGGUUUGGCUCUGAUCGGUGCUAAAGAUCGAACCUUCCGAGCUUUUGCUCGAACUGUGUUUUGACUGGUUUCUAUCUAAUGCCUCUUUUCUGUUCUGGAAUUAGGGUUUCUUGUCCGGCUCUCCCACUGAGCUCCUAAUCUCCCGCCCGCGCCCUUCCGGAAAGCCGGCUGUUCGGAUUGUGAAGAUAAACCUCAGUUUGGUUUUAAGCAGCUACAAAGGAUGUCGUCACCGUAUCCGGUUCUCAACAACAAACCCAUUGAUCAAUGGAAGGUUACUGAAUUAAAAGAAGAGCUUCGUAGAAGGAAGUUGCCUGUUAAGGGUCUGAAGGAGGACCUGGUGAAGCGGUUAGAUGAAGCAGUUCGAAAUGAGAAUGAAUCGACUAAUGAAGAAGUGGAUAAUGGCCUUGAUCCUGCUCCAGAUCCUAAGGACAAUGGUGAUCAAGAGGAAGCAGAUCUGCCAGCGGAAGCUCAUACUGAAUUUGUCGUAGAUCAAGUUGAGAAAACUGACAAUGAUGCCACUAUGGCUGACAUGGAUUGUGGCCCUCUGGAUGUCAAUCAAAGUGUCAAAGUUCAAGAUGGGGAUCCAUUGCCUGUUAUGGGAUCAGAUGCAGCAGCUGGGGAAUCAUCAUUUAAUGCAGCUUCCAUGGAAGACAGUGUGGAUGAAAGCAAAAUAGUGACUCUUAAUAACGAUUCAAGUGGUCAAGAGUUGAGACAUGACGAAAAGCACGAGGAUUCAAAGCCUACCAUGGACGAUGUCAAGCUCAGCCCUUCAGAACCGAACAAUCAGGUAUCUGAGGUCAGCCCAGAUUUAGGGUCCCAAGUAAAGUGUGAGUCAAUUUCUAUUGAUUCUGUGUCAAUUAUUGAAAAAAAUGAACUAAAGGAUAAUUUGAAUGCUGACAAUUUUCAUUUAGAAGUUGUUAAACCGGAGAUGGUGCAAACAUCAUCCAGCAAUGAUCCUCCCAUUGGUGGUGAUUUGCACCCCUUGGAUGAUGACAAAGAGCUGGUUAAGAACCAGGUCUCUUUGGAAGAAACCAAUGCCAAAUAUGCUACACAUAUGGAACUUAGCAAGAAAGAAGAUAGUGCAGAUGGAGGUUCUCCAGAAAAAUUAAAUUUAGAUAGGAGUUCUGGUGAUGAAUCGAUGGAGGAGGAUGUCUUGGAAAGUAAACAUAUUGAGUCCAAUAUUAAGUCUGAUGAACUGGGAGAAAAAACUGAGGCCAGCAAAAUGCAUGCUGAAGAAAAGGAGACCAGUGUUGAUGCUGUGGGGGGUGGGUCUGCUCUUGAAAAGAAGGAUACUGUUGAUGAGGAGGAGUUGGGGCCUACAGCUCUCGAGAAGAGAAAACUUGAAGAUGCUGAAGCUGUUGGGAGCAAUGAGCCAAUAAAGCGGCAACGUCGGUGGAAUUCAGAGAACAUCAAAGUUCCAGAACGGCAAACAUCUAAUCUCAGCACUUCAAGUGCACACAAGGAUGCAGUUCAACCUACUAAGCGUACAUUCAGCAGGUCUGACUCAACACUCAGUGGAGAUUCCCCGAAGGAGCGUAUUGUGCCACCAUCACAGAAACCUGCCACAACUUCCCUGAGAAUAGAUCGUUUUUUGCGUCCCUUCACUCUGAAAGCUGUUCAGGAGCUGCUUGCAAAAACUGGAACCGUCUGCAGUUUCUGGAUGGACCAAAUCAAGACGCACUGCUAUGUAACUUAUUCAUCUGUUGAGGAAGCUGUAGCAACUCGAAACGCUGUCUACAAUCUCCAGUGGCCGCCUAAUGGUGGUAAACUUCUAGUUGCCGAGUUUGUUGACCCUCAAGAAGUAAAGAUGCAUGUUGAGGCCCCACCACAAUCACCUGGUCCCAUCAGUCCUAGCCCCACGACGCCAAAGGCAUCUCCCUUCCAGCAACCCCAGGCAUCCCAACCGCCUCGUCAAAAUGCCCUUAGGCAGCAGCUUCCUCCCCCACCACCCCUCCCUCCACCACCACCUCUAUCUGAUCCCCCUGUCAGGGAACGGCUUCCUCCACCACCUCCGCCAAAGAAACCCGAACCACCUGUUGUGACACUUGAUGAUCUCUUCAAGAAAACAAAAGCCAACCCAAGGAUCUACUAUCUACCCUUGUCUGAAGAACAGGUGGCAGCUAAACUUGCAGCACAGGGCAAAAGCAUCAGAGAGUAGCAAUUCCUCUUCAUGUUUGAUUCCUAUAUUAGUUGAGAUCAGGCAUCUUGGUGAGCUUGGGUCCAGACUAAUCAUUCUCUUGUUGGCCUGAGGACUAUCUUAUCAGCAGGCGAACUUUUCUUCUAUGUUUAGCAAAUAUAGGUUCUAGAUUGACUGUCUGAACAGUUUGUGAUACAAAAUGGUUGUCCUUGAACUCCAUAAUGGAAGGUCACCUUGCUGGUUAGCCCAGCAUGAGCCAUUUUAUUUGA